AGAAAGAUCCGAAUUGAAUAUUCCGGGUCUACACAGAUUGUGAAACUUGACCCGCUUUGAUGGACUGGAUUCCGUGUCCGUGCUGGGGAACCAACGACGAUGAAAACUCCGGCGAGGUGGCGGAUCGUGAUCCGGUGCUUCUAGUCUCUGGAAUCGGAGGCUCCAUUCUGCAUUCUAAGAAGAAGGAUUCAAAGUCUGAAAUUCGGGUUUGGGUUCGAAUAUUUCUCGCCAACCUUGCCUUUAAGCAGAGCCUCUGGUCUCUCUAUAAUCCCAAAACUGGUUAUACAGAGCCGUUGGAUGAUAAUAUUGAAGUAUUGGUCCCUGAUGAUGACCAUGGACUCUAUGCAAUUGACAUUCUAGAUCCCUCCUGGUUUGUGAAGCUUUGUCACUUGACAGAGGUUUAUCACUUUCACGAUAUGAUAGAAAUGCUGGUUGGAUGCGGUUAUAAGAAGGGGACUACAUUAUUCGGAUAUGGUUACGAUUUCCGUCAAAGCAAUAGGAUCGAUCUACUGAUACUAGGUCUGAAGAAGAAGCUGGAAACUGCAUAUAAACGUUCAGGGGGGAGAAAAGUCACUAUCAUCUCCCAUUCAAUGGGAGGAAUUAUGGUUUCAUGUUUCAUGUAUCUCCAUCCGGAGGCUUUUUCCAAGUAUGUAAAUAAAUGGAUUACAAUUGCAACACCUUUCCAAGGAGCACCAGGGUGCAUCAAUGAUUCAAUCUUGACUGGAGUGCAAUUUGUGGAAGGGUUAGAAAGUUUCUUUUUUGUGUCAAGAUGGACGAUGCACCAACUGUUGGUCGAAUGCCCAUCUAUAUACGAGAUGAUGGGAAAUCCAGAUUUUAAGUGGAAAAAGCAACCAAAGAUUCGAGUUUGGCGUAAGAAAUCUGAAAACGACGAUGACACUUCUGUAGAACUGGAAUCAUUUGGCCUAAUCGAGAGUAUUGAUCUAUUCAACGAUGCAUUAAAAAAUAACGAGCUAAGCUACGGUGGGAACAAAAUAGCUUUGCCCUUUAACUUUGAUAUCCUCGACUGGGCGGCUAAGACGAGAGAAAUUCUCAACAAAGCGCAACUUCCUGAUGGAGUUUCCUUCUAUAACAUUUACGGAGUGUCACUUGAUACACCCUUUGAUGUUUGUUAUGGCACAGAGACUUCUCCGAUAGACGAUUUGUCUGAAAUAUGUCAAACUAUGCCUGAGUAUACAUAUGUAGAUGGAGAUGGAACUGUACCUGCUGAAUCAGCUGCGGCUGCACAGUUUAAAGCAGUUGCGAGCGUAGGAGUUUCUGGUAGCCACCGCGGGCUUCUCCGUGAUAAAAGAGUGUUUGAGCUCAUUCAACAAUGGUUAGGAGUUGAGCCCAAGAAGGCUAAACGGAAGCAUUUAAGGACUCACAAAGUUGUCGAUUCUGAGGUUCCUUCAUCUGCAAAUGCUACUGAUUCUGUGAUGGAAUCGAUCGGCGACGACGAUGAGCUCAGUAGCAAAACAGUUUCUCUUCCGAGAAGAAUCUCGUUUACGAUUCUUCUUCUUCUUCUUCUGUUAAUCUCCUUGAGUACGAGGGUCUCUGGUUCGAUUGACGAAUCCGGAAGAAGAGUGAUUGAAGCGAGAACUGGGCAAGACUUGAUUUGGGUUGUUCAGCUAUCUGAUCUCCAUUUCAGUGUUCAUCAUCCCGAGAGAGCCAUUGAUUUCAAAAACAUUGUGGGUCCUGCUCUGUCUCUUAUCAACCCUUCUCUCGUCCUCAUCACUGGAGAUCUCACAGAUGGGAAAAGCAAAGACAUGUUAACAAUGAAGCUAAAUGAAGAUGAGUGGUUAGAAUACGAGAGUGUGAUGCAAGAUGUUGUGAAAAGAAGUGGGCUUAAUAAGAGCAUAUUUUAUGAUCUUAGGGGUAAUCAUGACAACUUUGGUGUUCCGGCUGUUGGUUCAUCUGUUGAUUUCUUCUCGAAGUAUAGCAUCAAUGGACAGAUGGGAAGGAAAGGAAAUGUUAACACUGUCACUGUUGAGACUAGCGAACGUAAACAUCUGUUUGUCGGUAUUGACACCACAAUGCAUAUUGGAUUACGCGGCCCAACAAAUCUCUUUGGGCAUCCAACUGAUGAACUUUUGAGCUCACUCGACUCACACCUGUCGCAAUGGGAUAACCAAUCAGCAAAACCUGUUGCAAAAAUAUCAUUUGGGCAUUUCCCAUUGUCAUUCACAGCGCUGUCACAUUCUCAAAAGAGCCUUAAAGAUGUUUUUCUGAAGCACUCCAUCUCAGCUUAUGUGUGUGGCCAUCUACACUCAAAGUUUGGCAAGAAUCUUAAAAGACAUCAUCACUCUGGUGGUAUCAGUUUAUCAGAUAAUGACUUGUUUCAGUUGAACAUGAGGCAGAGUGGUGCUGAAAGUACUUCGAACUGCUCAUUUGGAGCCUUACCAGCUGCAGAAUUUUGGGAAUGGGAGAUGGGUGACUGGAGAAAAAACAGGGCAAUGCGGAUCAUGGCCAUUGAUAGGGGUCAUGUUUCAUAUGUUGAUCUUGACUUCAAGUCAAAAUCCCAGAGGACUAUCAUAUUACCGACCUUUCCAUUAGAUUCACGUUUUAUGUCAACAUCCUUUGCACGUCACAAAUACGAAUGCCAACAUAUGAUCUCAUCAUCCUAUGACGCGAUAAGAGCCAUUGUGUUUUCUCAUUCCCUGAUUGUGGAAGUUGUAGCUAGAGUUUAUGACUCAAGUCCUGGAUUUGACAACCUGGUCAUGGAAGCUCCAAUGAGAAAACUUGGAGGCGAUUCUUCUUCUUCCGGGGCAACAUUCUUUUCAGUUCCAUGGAAUUAUAGGGCCUUUGAAGAUCCCUUACCUGAUAGAUUUUGGCUGCAAAUAGAAGUCACUGACAUCAAAGGCAGAUUAACUUUAUCAGAAAUGCGACCAUUUUCCAUCAAUGGUCUAAGUUCUAAAGUUUCAUGGACAUGGAAUGAGUUUCGUGUCAUGGGCUGCCAAUGGGCAGCAUUAUAUUACCCGAUUCUUUGGGCUGCUAUGUAUAGUUUGUUUCUCGUUUUUCUUAUCCCCAAAUGCAUCAUCGUCGUUUUCAAGAAGCAGUACACUCUCAAGAAGUUCAUUGCCAAGAAAGGACCAAUCACACUUGUACUGUGGAUUCUCCAAGACCUAUGCAGAAUGCCUGUGGUUUGGUUCGGUUACAUGGCAUACUUGUUGUAUCUGAUAUUCUUUCCUUGGUUCUCGGGUGAAGUGUUUACUGAUUCCGGAAACAGAACAUACAUGACUAUUAUGGGAUGGGUGGUGACGAGCUCAGGCGCAGAUAGGAAACAUGAAUACAUUGGACAACCUGAUGUAAUGGUUCUGGUGAUCCCACAUGUGGUCUUUGUUGUUAUCCCCAGUGUCUUGCUUGUGUGUUGUCUGGUUGCUGAGAGAGAAAUCUACAAAGAUCACAUUCGAACCGUCUCUGGUAAGAAAGAGGAUGAUCAUGACCGGGGAAGGAAGAAGAGAUCACAACGCCGCUCGCUGUUAUUCUCUAACAGAAGACUGUUUCGGAAAUCACUCUUGGUGGCUUCAUUAGCUCUAUAUUGGAAGCAUUUCAAGAAUUGCUGGGCAUUAGCUAGAGCUUAUGAGAUGAAUGUGGUUCAUUUUCCUGGUUACAGUCUUGUAAUGACCAUGGAUGCUGAUGCCAUGGGAACUGAGACCACUGAUCAAGUCUCUGCUUCUCCUCUACAUUUUGCUAGAAGUUAUCAGGUAGAGGCACUUGACAAAGCUAUCAAGCAGAACACUAUUGUCUUCUUGGAGACUGGUUCUGGCAAGACCCUUAUUGCCAUUAUGCUUCUUCGUAGCUACUCCUACCUUUUCCGCAAGCCUUCACCCUGCUUCUGUGUCUUCUUGGUUCCUCAAGUGGUUCUUGUCACUCAGCAAGCAGAAGCCCUGAAGAUGCAUACUGAUCUACAAGUGGGUAUGUAUUGGGGAGACAUGGGGGUUGACUUUUGGGAUUCUUCAACAUGGAAACAACAAGUCGAUAAAUAUGAGGUUUUAGUGAUGACCCCUGCCAUUUUGCUCGAUGCAUUGAGGCAUAGUUUUCUGAACUUGAGCAUGAUCAAGGUUCUUAUAGUUGAUGAGUGUCAUCAUGCUGGGGGAAAGCACCCCUAUGCUUGUAUCAUGAGGGAGUUCUAUCAUAAGGAGUUAAAUUCUGGCACUUCCGAUGUUCCACGGAUAUUUGGGAUGACUGCAUCCCUUGUGAAAACAAAGGGUGAAAAUCUGGACAGCUACUGGAAAAAGAUUCAUGAACUCGAAACUCUUAUGAAUUCAAAGGUCUAUACCUGUGAGAGUGAGUCUGUGCUGGCUGGGUUUGUCCCCUUUUCUACACCAAGGUUCAAAUACUACCAGCACAUGGGGAUACCAAGUUCCAAACGAGCAAUCUUGGUAGAGAAGCUAGAAAAACUAAUGAUAAAGCAUCGCUUAUCCCUUGCAACAUUGGAUCUCAACUCCGCUACCGUUGAUUCUAUAGAGAAGAAACUGUCGAGGAUAAGUUUAACUCUAACAUAUUGUUUGGAUGAUCUUGGAAUUUUGCUGGCGCAGAAGGCUGCUCAGUCAUUGUCAGCCAGUCAGAAUGACUUUUUCUUGUGGGGCGAACUAAAUAUGUUUAGCCUGACAUUGGUUAAAAAAUUCUGCUCUGAUGCUUCACAGGCGUUUUUGGCUGACAUACCUCAUGGUCUUAAUUGGAGUUUUGCAAACAUAAAUGGAAAUGUGGAGGCAGGUCUCCUAACAUCAAAAACAUUCUGCCUCAUUGAGACUCUUCUUGGUUAUAGCUCAUUGGAGAACAUACGGUGCAUCAUUUUUGUGGAUAGGGUGAUAACAGCCAUUGUUCUGGAAUCUCUGUUGGCUGAGAUUCUUCCAAACUGUAAUAACUGGAAAACCAAGUACGUUGCUGGGAAUAACUCUGGUCUGCAAAAUCAAACUCGGAAGAAGCAAAAUGAAAUUGUGGAAGACUUCCGGAGAGGCUUGGUAAACAUCAUUGUAGCAACAUCUAUUCUAGAGGAGGGACUAGAUGUUCAAAGUUGCAAUCUGGUUAUCAGAUUUGAUCCUCCAACCAACAUUUGCAGUUUCAUACAGUCUCGUGGGCGUGCUAGAAUGCAAAAUUCAGAUUAUUUGAUGAUGGUGGAAAGCGGAGAUCUGGUAACACAAUCUCGGUUAAAAAAAUAUUUUUCUGGUGGGAAAAGAAUGCGUGAAGAGUCUUUGCAUCAUUCUCUUGUUCCCUGUCCACCUCUUCCAGAUGAGUCAGACGAACUAUUCUUCCGUGUCGAAAGUACUGGCGCAACUGUAACUCUUAGCUCAAGCGUCAGCUUAAUAUAUCAUUACUGCUCAAGGCUUCCUUCAGAUGAGUACUUCAAACCUGCUCCUAGAUUUGAUGUAAACAAGGAUCAGGGGAGUUGUACGCUUUACCUUCCUAAGAGCUGCCCAGUAAAAGAAGUUAAAGCUCAAGCAAAUAAUAAAGUGUUAAAACAAACUGUCUGUCUUGAAGCUUGCAUUCAACUGCACAAAGUUGGAGCUCUAAGUGAUCAUCUUGUGCCUGACAUGGUUGUGGCGGAAACUGUCGCACAAAAACUCGAGAAAAUCCAAUAUAACCCAGAGCAGCCAUGUUACUUCCCCCCAGAGCUAGUCUCCCAGUUUUCAGCACAGCGGGAGACAACGUACCACUUCUACCUAAUAAGAAUGAAGCCAAACUCUCCAAGAAAUUUUCAUUUAAACGAUGUUUUACUAGGCACCAGAGUUGUGCUUGAAGGUGACAUUGGGAACACAGGCUUCCGGUUGGAAGAUCAUAAGGGUACCAUAGCUGUGACAUUGAGUUAUGUGGGAGCUUUUCACCUCACACAAGAGGAGGUCCUUUUGUGUAGAAGAUUUCAGAUAACUCUAUUCCGAGUUCUUUUAGAUCACAGUGUGGAAAAUUUGAUGGAGGCAUUGAAUGGAUUGCUUCUCAGAGACGGGAUAGCACUUGAUUAUCUACUAGUUCCAUCCACUCAUUCACAUGAAACAUCUCCUAUUGAUUGGGAAGUGAUCAGAUCCGUGAAUCUAACUUGUCAUGAAGCUUUGGAAAAACACGUAAAUUGUUCUAUCAACGGCGCUUCUCGUAUUCUACACACAAAAGACGGCUUGUUUUGUACUUGUGUUGUACAAAACGCAUUGGUUUACACACCACAUAAUGGAUACUUCUACUGCACGAAAGGCGUUCUCAACAAUAUAAAUGCAAAUUCAUUUUUGACGAAGAGAAAUUCUGGCGAUCAGACUUACAUGGAGUACUACGAGGAAAGGCAUGGGAUUCAAUUAAACUUUGUGGAUCAACCUCUUCUGAAUGGAAGACACAUUUUCACGUUGCAUAAUUAUCUUCACAUGACCAAGAAGAAAAAGGAGAAAGAGCAUGACAAAGAGUUUGUUGAACUACCUCCUGAACUGUGUCAUGUCAUUUUGUCCCCAAUAUCAGUUGAUAUGAUCUAUUCAUAUACUUUUAUCCCAUCUGUUAUGCAACGCAUUGAAUCUUUGCUUAUAGCAUACAACCUAAAGAAGAGCAUCCCAAAAGUCAAUAUCCCAACCAUCAAGGUUUUGGAAGCUAUCACGACAAAGAAGUGCCAAGAUCAGUUCCACUUGGAAUCACUAGAAACUCUUGGUGACUCUUUUCUUAAAUAUGCUGUUUGUCAGCAACUAUUCCAACACUGCCAUUCUCACCAUGAGGGUCUUCUUAGCGCGAAGAAAGAUGGAAUGAUUUCAAAUGUCAUGCUCUGCCAAUUUGGAUGUCAGCAGAAACUUCAGGGAUUUAUCCGCAAUGAGUGUUUUGAACCUAAAGGUUGGAUGGUACCUGGUCAACAUUCUGCAGCUUAUGCACUUGUAAAUGAUACCCUACCCGAGUCUAGAAACAUAUACGUUGCUAGUAGGAGGAAUUUGAAACGAAAGAGUGUGGCUGAUGUUGUAGAAUCACUAAUUGGAGCAUAUCUCAGCGAGGGAGGUGAACUUGCAGCUUUGAUGUUCAUGAAUUGGGUCGGUAUAAAGGUCGAUUUCACUACUACGAAGAUCGAGAGAGAGUCCCCAAUACAAGCAGAGAAGCUUGUGAAUGUAGGUUAUAUGGAGUCGCUGUUGAAUUACAGUUUUGAGGAUAAGUCUCUUCUUGUUGAAGCAUUGACUCAUGGUUCAUACAUGAUGCCUGAAAUUCCAAGAUGCUAUCAGCGGUUGGAGUUCCUCGGUGACUCGGUAUUGGAUUAUCUCAUAACCAAGCAUCUAUACGACAAAUAUCCUUGUCUGUCUCCUGGACUAUUAACCGACAUGCGAUCAGCUUCUGUUAACAAUGAAUGUUAUGCUCUAGUGGCGGUGAAAGCAAACCUGCACAAACACAUCCUGUACGCCUCUCAUGAUCUCCACAAGCACAUCUCUAGAACAGUCAGUGAGUUUGAACAGUCUUCUUUGCAAUCCACUUUCGGAUGGGAAUCCGAUAUAUCUUUUCCUAAGGUUCUUGGAGAUGUGAUAGAAUCUUUAGCAGGCGCGAUAUUUGUUGACUCAGGUUACAACAAGGAAGUAGUGUUUGCGAGUAUUAGACCACUUUUGGGUUGUAUGAUAACUCCAGAGACUGUGAAGCUACAUCCUGUGAGAGAAUUGACGGAAUUAUGCCAGAAAGCGCAGUUCGAGUUGAGUAAAACUAAAGAUUUCGAUUCUUUCACGGUUGAGGUGAAAGCUAAGGAAAUGAGUUUUGUUCACACAGCAAAGGCCUCUGAUAAGAAAAUGGCCAAGAAAUUGGCUUACAAAGAAGUCUUGAACUUACUUAAGAACAGCCUGGACUCCUAAAUUUCUUCUUCUUGUCAACUUUAUUGCGCAUUCAUUCAUGAUAAUAAUUGUUUCAGAGAACU
This is a messenger RNA of Arabidopsis arenosa, 7846 nucleotides long. NCBI's taxonomy places the organism in Eukaryota, Viridiplantae, Streptophyta, Magnoliopsida, Brassicales, Brassicaceae. The record is from the annotation of a GenBank genome assembly.